Molecule: messenger RNA, 2380 nt
Organism: Scleropages formosus (Asian bonytongue)
Lineage: Eukaryota; Metazoa; Chordata; Actinopteri; Osteoglossiformes; Osteoglossidae
Gene: ddx5
Product: DEAD (Asp-Glu-Ala-Asp) box helicase 5
Exons: 13
Coding region: 153-2039 (628 amino acids)
Molecular function (GO): nucleic acid binding; ATP binding; RNA helicase activity
Source: RefSeq, a predicted model, not a curated record
CUUUAAGCGGUGAGACACCGGCAUUUUCAGCACCAUCACUGCCGGGUAGUCCUAGUAACUGACAAACAAUCUAUUUAGGAAAAAAAGUAACUCACUUACUAAGCUAAGUAGUUUUUUUUAUUAUUAUUAUUCUUAUUUUUUUUUUAAACGUAAUGCCUGGGUUUUCCGACCGAGAUCGUGGGAGAGACAGAGGAUAUGGCAGCGGCCCUCCUCGCUUUGGCGGAAGCCGCGGAAGCAGCGGCUCCUCCGGGAAGUACGGCAAUCCUGGGGAAAGACUCCGUAAGAAGCACUGGAACCUGGACGAGCUCCCAAAGUUCGAGAAGAACUUCUACCAAGAGCACCCCGACGUUACAAGAAGACCGGCUCAAGAAGUUGAUCAGUACAGGAGGAGUAAAGAAAUCACAGUGAAAGGGAGAGAUUGCCCAAACCCUGUACUGAAGUUCCAUGAGGCCAGUUUUCCGACGUAUGUGAUGGAUGUGAUCACCAAGCAGAAUUUCUCAGAACCUACACCCAUCCAAGCUCAAGGGUGGCCGCUGGCUUUGAGUGGCAAGGACAUGGUGGGAAUUGCCCAGACAGGUUCUGGUAAAACGCUCUCGUACCUGCUGCCUGCCAUUGUUCACAUCAACCACCAGCCUUUCCUGGAACGCGGUGAUGGCCCCAUUUGUCUGGUACUGGCACCAACUCGUGAGUUGGCUCAGCAGGUCCAGCAGGUUGCAGCCGAGUACGGAAAGGCCUCCCGGCUGAAAUCUACUUGCAUCUAUGGUGGUGCUCCCAAAGGACCCCAAAUUCGUGACCUCGAACGAGGAGUUGAGAUUUGCAUCGCAACUCCCGGAAGGCUCAUUGACUUCCUCGAAGCUGGAAAGACUAAUCUUCGACGAUGCACUUACCUGGUCCUGGAUGAGGCUGACCGGAUGCUGGACAUGGGCUUUGAGCCACAGAUACGAAAAAUUGUGGACCAAAUCCGACCUGACAGGCAGACGCUGAUGUGGAGUGCCACCUGGCCAAAGGAGGUGCGUCAGCUGGCUGAGGACUUCCUGAAGGACUAUGUACAGAUCAACGUGGGUGCCCUGCAGCUGAGUGCCAACCACAAUAUCUUGCAGAUUGUGGAUGUAUGCAAUGAUGGAGAGAAGGAUGACAAGCUUCUUCGCCUGCUGGAAGAAAUCAUGAGUGAGAAGGAGAACAAGACCAUAAUCUUUGUGGAGACGAAGCGCCGCUGUGAUGACCUCACAAGGCGAAUGAGAAGAGAUGGAUGGCCAGCAAUGGGGAUUCAUGGUGAUAAGAGUCAACAGGAAAGGGACUGGGUUCUUAAUGAGUUCAAAUAUGGGAAGGCCCCCAUCCUUAUUGCCACAGAUGUUGCCUCCAGGGGUCUAGAUGUGGAAGAUGUCAAGUUUGUCAUCAACUAUGACUACCCUAACUCCUCGGAGGACUACAUCCAUCGCAUCGGGAGGACGGCCCGCAGCCAGAAAACCGGGACAGCCUACACCUUCUUCACCCCUGGCAACAUGAGGCAGGCCAGCGACCUAGUCUCUGUGCUCCGUGAGGCCAACCAGGCCAUCAACCCCAAGCUCCUCCAGAUGGCAGAAGACAGAGGAGGUCGUUCAAGGGGGGGAAGAGGUGGCGGUUAUAGAGACGAUCGUCGCGACAGAUACUCUGGAGGCAGAAGAGAUUUCGGCAGCUUCAGGGACAGAGACAACGACAGGGGAUAUGACAGCGGACCAAAGAAGGCCUUUGGCACAAGCACCCAGAACGGAGGUUACGGGACCAGCAACUAUGACAACAGCAGCAGCAGUUCAGCCUCUACCACCAGCUUUACCAGUGGCUACGGCAACAAUGGACAAUCUGGCUUCAGUGCCACAAACCAGGCCGUUGCGUUUGGGGGUCAAAACUUCCAGAACCAGCAGUAUGGUGCAGCCCAGGGGGUGGCAGCAGCUGCCCAGAAUGGCAUAGCUCACCCGCAGUUUCCUUUUAAUCCUCAGCAGGCACAGCAGCCACCCCAGCCCAUGGUACCCUACCCCAUGCCUCCACCCUUCCCUCAGUAAACACGCACACAAUGUAGGAAUAAUUUAUUGUCCUUGAAGCCCAGAAUCCUUUGCCCUGAUUGUACUGUUUUAUUUGUUUUGGGGUUUUUUUUUUUUUUUGUUAUAAAGGAUUGAUACUUUUGACAUUCUAUGCCUUUAACAAUUUGGAGUCCAAGGUAGUUUAUAGUGCAACAGUAAUGGCACUCUUUUACUAUUUAAUUUUGUUACAUUCCUCCAUAACUUUAGUCUGUAUUUUGUACUAGUUGAUACAGGCCCUCUCAGUUUCCACUGUAACGUUGAAAGUGAUAUGUUCAACUGUUAAAGGCACUGCAUGGCCUUUAAAAUAAAUCCAAAAAACACCA